AUGGUUGAUUGCAAAAAUUGGAUGGGGGAAGCUGCGGUAGCGGGGGAAGGCGAGAGGCCUAACCAGACAGAGGGAGUACCCCCAGUUGCAGCGGAGCAGCAAGAAAGAUCAGAAGCACAACCAUCAACUAUUCCAACUGGUGUGCUCCCACAAUAUGUAGACGCGGGACUCCUUGUACAAAUAGUUAAAGCAGUGAUGGAGGGCAUGACUGGUUCGGCGACACAAACAACUCCCACCACGCAGAUUCCACAGGCAGCCCCUAUGACUAGCAUGACCACGGAUAACGUGGUGCCACUGGUGCGACUAGUCAAGAGUAUGAGGGAAAUGGGUUGUGAACCGUAUAUGAGGGAACAAGAUGCAGAGAUAACUGGAAGAUGGAUUAGGAAGGUAGAAAAGACCAUGAUUCAAAUAAGCAUACCCGAGGGUUUGAGGGUAAAUUGUGCAACCCAGUUACUGUCUGAUAGGGCCAUGACAUGGUGGGAAACAGUUCAGCUGAGGCAUGCAACCGAGACAUUAACUUGGAGUGAUUUCAAGACAGAGUUUGAGAAUCAGUUUUAUUCCAGGUACCAUCGCAAGGUGAAAGAACAAGAGUUCUUGGCAUUAAGACAGGGUGAUAUGUCGGUAUCGGAGUACGAAAGGAGGUUCCAUGAUCUCUCAUUGUUCACCCCACACUAUGUGCCGACAGAGGAACAUAUGAUUGAGAAGUUGAGAGAUGGUUUGCGACAGGAUUUGAGACAAGGAUUGAUCGCCUUACGAUUUAAAUCUGUGAGAGAGUUGAUUGAGGCUGCCCAAGCUCUGGAGGCUUGUAUUGGAGAAAGCCAAGGGGGACAUCAGGGUAUAGGCAAAAAGAGAGAUGGGGACUAUUUCAGCGGCAGACCACCACUCCCGAAGAAAGGAAAAAGUGGAGUGUUUGAGCAGUACAGGAAAAAAGGGAGCUUGAUGUUACCGCCCCACCAACAGUCAAGUGGGAGAGUGAUGGUUGGACAGUCGCACUCGAGGGAAAACUCUUCAACUGGGACUGGUGACUGCAAGGGUGUUGACUAUCCUUUUUGUCAUUUCAAGAGGGACUGCCCUAAAAGGAACACUGGACAGGUACAAAGCUAUAGGCAGCCCAGUCAGAGCCACCAACAGUCAGUCACCGUGAAUAGGCCAGUGAGAUCUUCUCAAUCAGGAGCAAACUCCAGUCGAGGGAGACCGAGAGCACAAAAUGAUCGGACCCCGGGGAGGGUCUUCCACCUGACACAGGAGGAGGUCAGGGCUGCAUCGGAUGUGGUGGCAGGUACACUACUAUUGAAUGAUUUUAAUAUGCAUGUGUUGUUUUAUCCGGGUACCACCCACUCAUUCAUUGCUAAGAGAAUUGUCAUUAAACUGAGAAAGGGAGUAGAAAUAGUAGAGAAGGGAUUCUUAAUUGGAACUCCAAUGGGAAACAUGGUUGAAACAAAUAUUGUGUAUGUGGAUGUGGGGGUUAGUCUAUCUGGGUAUGAAACAGAAGUAGACUUGAUUCCCUUAGAGCUGCAUGAUUUUGACAUAAUCCUAGGCAUGAAUUGGUUGAGUAAAUACAAGGCUCGAAUAGAUUGUUAUGCUAAAACUGUUACUUUCCAAACCCCUAAGGGUGAGAGAAUGAUUUUUAAAGGAGAGAGAAUUCUCAAACCGAUUGCCUUAAUAUCGGUGGUAACAGCCCAAAAACUUUUAAGAAAGGGAUGUAUGGGAUACCUCACAUACAUCUUAAACUUUGAUGAUGAAGGUCCACGACUGAAGGAUAUUCCUGUGGUGAAGGAAUUCCCAGAUGUGUUUCCCAAAGAACUACCGGGACUACCUCCGAAGCGAGAGGUAGAGGUGUCCAUAGACACUUUUCCUGGAGUCCCACCCAUAGCCCAACAACCGUACCGGGUGGCUCCGGCAGAACUGAACGAGUUAAAGACUCAACUACAAGAAUUGUUAGAUAAAGGGUACAUACGGCCCAGUAAUUCUCCUUGGGGAGCACCGGUCCUAUUUGUUCGCUGA
This is a messenger RNA of Populus trichocarpa (black cottonwood), 2004 nucleotides long. RefSeq lists its product as uncharacterized. The transcript is spliced from 5 exons. The coding region runs from base 1 to 2004 and encodes 667 amino acids. The record is from RefSeq and is a predicted model, not a curated record. Lineage: Eukaryota; Viridiplantae; Streptophyta; Magnoliopsida; Malpighiales; Salicaceae.